Mucor mucedo is the source of this 1014-nucleotide messenger RNA. RefSeq names its product short-chain dehydrogenase Tic32. The transcript has a single exon. The record is from RefSeq and is a predicted model, not a curated record. Bases 39 to 986 code for a protein of 315 amino acids. NCBI's taxonomy places the organism in Eukaryota, Fungi, Mucoromycota, Mucoromycetes, Mucorales, Mucoraceae.
CCGAGUAUUCUACAUUCUCACACAAAACAUCAAUAAAAAUGGCUGAUACAAUUGUUUGGAACACACCUGCCGAAGAGAUUAUCAAGAUCUACAAGACAGACCUUAGUGGUAAAGUAGUCAUUGUUACUGGCUCCAACGCAGGUAUCGGAUUAGAGGUCGCCCGUGUUCUAUCUCUUGCUGGCGCCAAAGUGAUCAUCCCUUCUCGUACACUUGAAAAAUCUCACGAAGCUAUUGCCACUAUUCACGAAACUGUCCCCCAAGCCGAUCUCAUUCCUAUGCAAUUAGACUUGAGUGAUUUUGCCACUGUUCGUAAAUUCGCACAAGAUUUCCUCGCCCUCAAUCUGCCACUGGAUAUUCUGGUCAAUAAUGCAGGUAUGGUCAUUGACCACAAAGUCUUUACCAAAGAUGGCUUCGAGUCACAAUUUGCCGUAAACUAUCUGGGUCAUUUCUUACUGGUCCAACUCUUGGAAGAAAAAAUCAAAGCCAGUGCGCCUUCUCGUAUCGUCAUCACCAGUUCCUGCUUAAAUGCACAACUCAACCCUAUCACCGGAUUGGAUUUUGACAAUCUGAAUGGAGAAAAGGAAGGCUAUAGUAUGCUGUGUGCUUAUGGUCGUAGUAAAUUAUGUAACAUUUACCAUGCUAAAGAGCUCCAACGUCGAUUCGAUGCGCAAGGUGUGGAUGUGACCGUUACCAGUCUUCAUCCGGGUAAUGUCAAUACCAAAAUGAAUGGUGGUAUUUCUUUCUCGAUCUUUAGAGAUAUGUUGAAACAUCUUCGCCGUAUUAGUAUGACCUUGUCUGAAUUGAUGAAACCCAAGGAUACAAAAUUAGGCGCUUCUACCUCGGUGUUGUGUGCUGUGUCACCCCAUGUAGUAAAAGGUGCCUUUUAUAAUCACAAUAAGAUAGAUACAGAAUUUUUACAUGAAGAAGCAGAGAACGAGGAGGCAGCUAAAAGACUAUGGGAGAUUUCGGAAAACUUAUUAAAAUAAAAUGAAAUAAUCCCAAUUGUUUAAAAAA